AUUACGAAAGAAUAAAUACACCGUACAAUUGUACAAAACAAACGAGAGUAGAAAACAUAUUUGAGUAGAUUGUGUAAUGCUAAUACUAUAUUCUAUAUGUUCAUCAUGAUACAGCUACAUUCCAUUGUCAUUAUGCGGGAAAUUAACAAUGAAGAAUUUAUAUUCAUCGAUAGCUCAUUUACGACCCCGACGAUUUAAGAAUUCUGUUCGAUAAAUUAAUACGAAAUCUUUUCAGAAGGGAAAAGAAAAAAAUAAAUUCAAAAUGUGCUGUCAAUUAAACCAAUGCUGUUGUUUUUUAAACAGUAAAGAUGGUUCUUUUGCAUCAGGAAUUUAUACCGCAAUUACAUCGUUUCUUAGUAUAAUUACUUUAUCUGUGGAAUAUUCCAAGUUUAAUUACAGUAUAUCCAAUAAUAUCGCAUACACCGUCAGUCUAAUUUCUGUUUUCGUAUUCAUGGUAAUUUUUCUUCUUCUAAGCUUAAUUCUGUUAUAUGCCGUGACUAAGGAAAAACGUCGAGCGUUAAUACCUUGGAUGAUUUGGAUAAUUAUUGUAAUCGUUCUGCAGUGUGCUGGAGCUAUUUUCUUUUUAAUAAUCACUUUCAUUAUAUUGAAACUGAUAUAUCUUAUUCCUUUUGCAAUAACUAUCAUUUUACUUGGGUUAAAUAUUAUUUGUUUCGUAGUGGUGAAAACUUAUUAUCAGUCGUUGGAUCCGUCCAAGCUCUUAGAUGAAGAAUCUCCGACAUACAGGAAAUUUUGAAUUUGUUUUCUAUGAAUUUCUGCUUAAAUUUUUUAAUUUAAAAAAAAAAACAUGUUUUUUUGAAAUGAUUUUUCUAAAUUUAAAAUAAAGGUAAUUUGUA
Molecule: messenger RNA, 854 nt
Organism: Centruroides sculpturatus (bark scorpion)
Lineage: Eukaryota; Metazoa; Arthropoda; Arachnida; Scorpiones; Buthidae
Exons: 6
Coding region: 263-754 (163 amino acids)
Source: RefSeq, a predicted model, not a curated record